UUUUAUUUGUUCAUUUUUAGUGAAAACCUUUAUUUAGCUAUUUUUGUUAUUUUUAUUCAAAAUUGUUCUAAGCAACUUUUUAAAAAUUUUUUAGUUCAAAAUUGAAUCAAUAAGAGAAAAAUCAAUGAAUUUAGAAACAAUGUCAAAACCUCACGUUUCAUUAUUCUGAGACUGUUACCCUGAUUGAACGGCAGGCUGGAGGCCAACGUCGAAAUUUAUUACUUUUAAAAACAUAAAUCGUUGAUAACACUAACAAAAAAUAUGGUAUAUUAUUUUCAGAGUACAGUCGUUUCACCACCUGUCACCUUAUUUAUGGGAUUUGACAAAUACGAAAAUGAAGAACUACUUAAAUGGGGCUGGCCAGAAGAUGUUUGGUUUCAUGUGGAUAAAGUGUCAUCGGCUCAUGUUUACCUAAGGCUUCGAGAGGGUCAAACUAUUGAUGAUAUUCCAUCGGCAGUAUUGGAUGAUGCUGCACAGCUUGUUAAGGCCAAUAGCAUCACAGGGAAUAAAAUGAACGAUGUUGAUGUUAUUUACACAAUGUGGUCAAACCUCAAAAAAACACCAGCCAUGGAGCCAGGCCAGGUUGCUUACCACAAGGAAAAAGAAGUUAGAAAAAUUCGUGUAGCCAAACGUUUAAAUGAAGUUGUUAAACGCCUUAACAAAACCAAGCGAGAGGAACACCCUAAUUUCAGAGCAGAAAGAGAGGCAAGAGACUCGAAAGAAAGGGAGGACAACAAAAGAAUACAAAGAGAACUGAGAGAGAAACAGAAAGAAGAAGAAAGGAGAAAGCAAGAAGAGGCUGAAUUAUGGAGUUACACGAGACUAAUGAAACCAGAAAAUAUGACAUCUAACAAGGAUGGAAAUGAUUCGGAUGAGUUUAUGUAGCUGUUGAAGCCAGGAGUGAAAACAAGGCAAAACAUUAAGCAGUCAGCUAUUUGAGUUUGUUGUUUAUUGUCAAUUUUCGCUCUUAAACUAUGACAUCCUGUUAUGGAAUUCACCAAAAAUAACAUGUAUAUAUAUAAGUAUAAUCUUUUUUUACUAUUCUAUUUAUUUCUAUUUGUGAUGCCCCAUAGUUCUUCAAAAUUCUGAUAUUUUUAAAAGAUGUUUAUAAAUAUAUUUUUAUCCAGACUUUGAAAGGGGCGAGUAAGGAAAGAUUAAGUUUAUUUAUUACAUUUCCAUUGUGCCUUCCAAAUAAUUAAUUAAUGCCCUUCACUAUAUUGAACAACUUUGUUAAUAUAUUGCCACAUCAUUAUGCUCAGUAUUGGCUUGAUAUUUCUUUAAUGAAAAAGAUUUAGAUGUUUGAAAUUGUGAUAUUUCAUUAUUGGAUAAGAAAAUUUCCAACUGUUGAAACCACACAUCUGGUCCACAAAUUUCUAGAGAAGAUUCACUCAAAAAUUUGACUGGCUUGCGAAGGUGGUUUGAAGAAGAAGAAAAAAAAAA
Messenger RNA from Cimex lectularius (bed bug), 1440 nucleotides. Its product is annotated as coiled-coil domain-containing protein 25. The transcript has 6 exons. The record is from RefSeq and is a predicted model, not a curated record. Bases 262 to 885 code for a protein of 207 amino acids. Lineage: Eukaryota; Metazoa; Arthropoda; Insecta; Hemiptera; Cimicidae.